GUUCCGGAUAGAAGCGCACCAUUAUUCAGUGUAAAGAAAGCGCCAGAACGGUGCAGUCAAUCAGAUAUUUUUUGUCCUUUUCUAUUUAUUACUACAGGUAUGUAAUAACACGUUUAAACAUUCUAAUAUCGAAAGAACAUGUCGUACCAUUUUUGGUAAUACAUCCGUUAAGGUAUUAUCACGUUGGGUAAAGGUGUGAUGUGUUAUUUUUAUGUCAAGCCAAGUGAAGAACGUGAUAAUGUUAACAAUUUUACAAGUUACAUAGUUAGAGCCUUUGGUGUUUGUCUGAGUGGAUGUACAUCGUUUUCCUAAUGUCAUUCACAAAUAAUAUAUUUACUUGAGAUGUCUGAAUUCGUUUUACAAUUUAUUAGUUUUGUGUAAAAUUCACGAGCUGGUAAAAUGGCGGCGCCACUCGGUCUGCAUCAACAGACUUCAGUCCAGGCAGAGUGGAUGCAGCAGAGAGACCAUUUCACGGUUGCACUACUAUUUUAAAGCUUAAUGUAAUGAGUCCAAACCUACAGUCACUGGGUCCUGAUUGUGACAGUGGAGCCCAGUUUUCACUGCAGGAUCCAGAGAUGACAUCAGUGAAGCUGGAAGACUGCAGUCCAACACUGGAGCUGAAUGUCAACAUUAAAGAUGAAGAAGAGGAGGAGAAGAUUGGGGAAUCUGUUAGUCAUGGUAUGAGGCCGGUAACAUCAACAGUGAGGACAAACCCAGCCUGCCUCUCUCCUUCCACACGGAGUCCAAACCUACAGUCACUGGGUCCUGAUUGUGACACUGGAGCCCAGAUUGCACUGCAGGAUCCAGAGAUGACAUCAGUGAAGCUGGAAGACUGCAGUCAAACACUGGAGCUGAAUGUCAACAUUAAAGAUGAAGAAGAGGAGGAGAAGAUUGGGAAAUCUGUUAAUCAUGGACGACUAGAAUUAAGUCUGAAGCCGGUAACAUCCACAGUGAGGACAAACCCAGCCUGCCUCUCUCCUUCCACACUGAGUCCAAACCUACAGUCACUGGGUCCUGAUUGUGACAGUGGAGCCCAGUUUGCACUGCAGGAUCCAGAGAUGGCAUCAGUGAAGCUCGAAUGCGGUCAAACACUGGAGCUGAAUGUCAACAUUAAAGAUGAAGAAGAGGAGGAGGAGAUUGGGAAAUCUCUUUCUCAUGGUAAGAGCAGGUUAUAUCUAACAAAGUGUGUUGUUCAUUCCAACUUCUCACUAUGCAGGAAAAGUUGCAGUAGAACUGUUUCAUGAUGAACUGUUUCAAUGAGAAGGUAAUUUUAUUUAAUGGUACUCAGACUUGCAUGGUUUGACAUCAGUAUUGCCAUCAUUUGUUUUAUUCACUGGUCUGUCUGGAGUGUUCAUAGAGUAGACUAAAGAAGUGAAGUAGACAAACUGCCAGUGUUUAAGUUCUAUGAAAUUAGUUUGUGUAGUUACUAACCAUUGUGAUAGUGAGUGGAGGACUCUUACCCACUUUUAGAAUAGUUUUAUUCGCCUGUAUUGUACAGCCUACUGAUAUGAAUACAUAUGUCACCAGGUACAGCCAGAAGAGGACUGGCCACCCCUCUGGGUCUGGUUCCUCUCUACCUUUCUCCUAAGGACCCUGCUUUCUAGGGAUUUUUUCCUGUCCACUGUGCUUCUACAUCAGCAUUGCUUGCUCAUUGGGGAUUUUAGACUGGGUUUCUGUAAUGCACUUUGAGAUUUGCUGAUGUAAAAAGUGCUUCAUAAUAUACAUUUGAUUGACAUGUAUAUCACACCAACUGACUGGUUCUUCUGAUGUUCUUCUGAUGUUCUUUACACAGGAGACCAUGUUGAGACAUUCUCUACAUCCAGAGGGCAACAGCAGGAAGAUCACAGAGCUAAGAGGUCUCACCACUGCCCACAUUGUGAGGAGAAUUUCCCAAUUCUAUCAAAGCUAAAAAUACACCUAAAAAUACACACAGGAGAGAAUCCGUAUUCCUGUACUGACUGUGGGAAGAGAUUCACAACAUCAAGGGCUCUGACAGUUCAUCAGAGAGUGCACCCUGGAGAGAAGCCUUACUCCUGCUCUGACUGUGGAAAGAUUUUCUCUUGUCCGGGCCACUUAAAAAGACAUGAACAUAUACAUACAGGAGUGAAGCCUUACUCUUGCUCUGACUGUGUAAAAUGCUACACAACAUCAUCUGAGCUAAAACUUCAUCAGAGAGUGCACACUGGAGAGAAGCUUUACUCCUGCUAUGACUGUGGGAAGAGUUUCUCUCGACAGGGUUUUUUAAAAGCACAUGAACUUAUACAUGCAGGAGUGAAGCCUUAUUCCUGCUCUGACUGUGGGAAGAUUUUCUCUCAACUGGGCCACUUAAAAAGACAUGAACGUAUACAUACAGGGGUGAAGCCUUACUCCUGCUCUGACUGUGUAAAAUGCUUCACAACAUCAACUGAGCAAAAAGUCCACCACAGAACACACACAGGAGAGAAGCCUUACUCCUGCUCUGACUGUGUAAAAUGCUUCACAACAUCAACUGACCUAAAAGUCCAUCAGAGAACACACACAGGCGAGAAGCCUUACUUCUGCUCUGACUGUGGAAAGAGUUUUUCUCAAUCGUGCCACUUAAAAAGACACCAAGGUAAACAUAAAGGAGAGAAGCUUUAUACCACUGAUCUGACUGUAGAAAAUGUUUCAAAACAACAGCUGAGCAAAAAGGUCAUCAGAGAACACACACCGGAGAGAAGCCUUACUUCUGCUCUUAAUUUGGCAAGAGUAACUCAAGUAAAAGUCUAAAGGUAUUCUGUUGUAAAUAUACCUUAGUUUCAAAAGUAAAAGUGAAUCAUUUCAAAUUGCUUAAAUGAACCUCUACGCGAUGGGUGUCCACUAACCAGGACGGUUGUUGCUAACCUUUCAAUGUGACUAGAAUGACGAUGUAUACAACAGCCAACUUUCCAGAACAUAGACAUGACUUUAUAUCGUCAGAAAGCUUAAAUUCUGUUAAUCUACCUGCAGUGUCCAAUUUAACAGUAGCUAUUUCAUUGAAAAAAAUACAGUGCUAUUUUUUGAGUAGAGUGCACAACAACUUUUAUCAUGGCAACUGGUUUAAUACAUUCACCUCUGAAGGUCAAUAGUGUACUUGCAUUCAGUAAUCUUUCUCUGAUUUGUCAUCCUGAGGGUCCCAGAGAUCAAAUGUAGCAUAGUUUAAUUUGCUAAAAUGUUCAAAUGUAGGAACUGGGUUCCACAUUUUGAACCCCUGUUGUCUCUGGCUCCACACCUACCCCACCUGGCCAUCUAGAUGUGUGGAAGUUAGUGAAUAAGCUAAUGAUCCAUCAUGUCGCAGUUGCAAAUGAGAACUUGUUCUUAACUAGCCUACCUGGUUAAAUAAAUGUGAAAUAAAAAAAAAUAAAAAAAAUGUAUGAAAUUCC
Molecule: messenger RNA, 3380 nt
Organism: Oncorhynchus masou masou (cherry salmon)
Lineage: Eukaryota; Metazoa; Chordata; Actinopteri; Salmoniformes; Salmonidae
Product: zinc finger protein 664-like
Exons: 3
Coding region: 504-1244 (246 amino acids)
Biological process (GO): regulation of transcription by RNA polymerase II
Cellular component (GO): PcG protein complex; chromatin; transcription regulator complex
Molecular function (GO): DNA-binding transcription factor activity, RNA polymerase II-specific; RNA polymerase II cis-regulatory region sequence-specific DNA binding
Source: RefSeq, a predicted model, not a curated record